Molecule: messenger RNA, 1027 nt
Organism: Aplysia californica (California sea hare)
Lineage: Eukaryota; Metazoa; Mollusca; Gastropoda; Aplysiida; Aplysiidae
Product: RNA 3'-terminal phosphate cyclase-like protein
Biological process (GO): ribosome biogenesis; endonucleolytic cleavage of tricistronic rRNA transcript (SSU-rRNA, 5.8S rRNA, LSU-rRNA)
Cellular component (GO): nucleolus
Molecular function (GO): RNA endonuclease activity
Source: RefSeq, a predicted model, not a curated record
AUUUUGAAAUCAGUUUCAUUCGUCUGUUGGACAAAGUGACAAACGGUACCAAGACGGUUAUUAACGAGACAGGCACUCAGAUCAUUUACAGGCCAGGACUUCUGCUUGGAGGAGGUAUCGAUCAUGACUGUCACGUGGCAAGACCCAUCGGAUACUAUCUGGAGAUGCUCAUGUGUCUGGCUCCAUUCACGAAGGAGCCACUGCGAGCUGUAUUGAGGGGUGUCACAUGUGACAAGGACGAUCCAUCUGUGGAUCUGUUGAAGCUGUCAGUGUUCCCAGUGUUGAAGCGAUUCCUUGGCACAGACGAAGGAUUGGAGCUUAAGAUUUCCAAACGUGGUGCAGCCCCUGAUGGAGGAGGUGAAGUUUUGUUUUGCUGUCCGUGUCGACAAAAAUUGAGACCAGUCAAAUUCCUGCAGCCAGGAAAGAUCAAGCGUAUUCGGGGAGUAGCAUGGUCUGUAAGAGUGUCUCCCGCUUUCGUGAACCGUCUGGUGGACUCAACACGCAGCGUGCUCAACAAAUUCCUUACCGACGUGUACAUCUACACAGACCACAUGAAGGGGAACCAGUCGGGAAAGUCUCCAGGGUUUGGCCUGACCCUUGUGGCUGAGACAACGGAGGGGGCGUUCCUCGCGGCAGAGGAAGUGUCCAACGCCCGAAAGUCUGGGGAAGGUCCCAGUAUUCCUGAAGAUAUUGGCAAGAAAGCCGCAGUUUCUUUGUUGCAGGAAAUACACAGGGGUGGCUGUGUGGGCUCCAUGGCUCAAAGUCUCGCGGCGCUUAUGAUGGUGCUGGGGCAACAGGAUGUCUCCAAGGUACAGAUGGGGGAGCUCACACCGUACACGAUACAGUUCUUGCGACACAUUCGAGAUUUUUUCCAAGUGACAUUCAGCAUCAAGAAGGAUCAGAAGCCAGUGGCACCAAGCACUGAUGACGAGGAGGAACCGCAGGAGUUGCGAGUAGGAGCAGACAAGCUGAUUUUGACAUGUGUUGGGGUGGGGUAUUCUAAUGUUAGUAAAGCAGUAAGAUAGUA